AUUUCUAUACGUAUACAUAUAUAUGUAAAUCCUCAAGUGCUCUUUCUACACACAAAAGAAUCCACCACGUGCUCUUCUCUUAGAUGUAUGAGGUGGACCUCUUUUUUUCCUUCUUCUCCAAACAAACAACUCUCUAUUUAUACCCCAAUUUUCUCUCCUUUAAUCCAAACCAAAACUAAACUCUUUCUUUCUUUCUCUCAAUACAACAAACUUCUUUUCUUUUCUUUCUCUCUAUCUCCAAACACCCAAAACAAAAACUUACUCAUAAAAGAAAAAAAAACACAGCCAUGUCUACUCCUUCAUUGGCUCCCAACUCUAGUAGUUGGGUUGGAACCAAAUUAAGUACUCAUAAUAAUCUCUACUCAUCAAAAAAGUCCAUUUCUUUAUUAACAAAGAAGAAACCCAUUAUAACAAGUGCUUCUGUUCUUCAUUUCCCUAAACAAAUCACAAUUUCAAAAGAUGAAAACAACAACAAAACCAACCCAACAACAACAACAACUCCUCAUUGGAAUUUCCUACAAAGAGCCGCCGCCGUGGCAUUUGACGUGGCAGAAGGCGCGUUAGUUGCACGCGAACGCCAACACCCACUUCCAAAGACAGCCGAUCCACGUGUACAAAUCUCCGGAAACUUUGCUCCCGUACCUGAACAACCCGUUAAACAAUCCUUAAAUGUUACCGGAACUAUACCCAAUUGCAUUAACGGCGUUUACUUAAGAAACGGAGCUAACCCACUUUUUGAACCAAUUGCCGGUCAUCAUUUCUUUGACGGUGACGGAAUGGUUCACGCCGUUACUAUCAAUGGCGGUGAAGCUUCAGCUAGUUACGCUUGCCGAUUUACUGAAACUCAGAGACUUGUUCAAGAACGAGACCUCGGUCGCUCUGUUUUCCCUAAAGCCAUCGGAGAACUCCAUGGACAUUCUGGUAUUGCUCGUCUCUUUCUUUUCUAUGCUCGUGGACUUUUUGGACUCGUUGACCGUAGUCAUGGUACCGGAGUUGCUAACGCCGGUCUUGUUUACUUCAACGAUCGGUUACUUGCUAUGUCGGAAGAUGAUCUUCCUUACCAAGUUAGAAUCACUUCUUCCGGUGAUCUCGAAACUGUUGGAAGAUACGAUUUUGAUGAACAACUCUGUUCCGCCAUGAUUGCUCAUCCUAAGCUUGACCCAGUUUCAGGGGAGCUUUUUGCUCUUAGUUACGACGUCGUUCAGAAACCUUACCUUAAAUACUUUAAAUUCUCACCCAAUGGGGAAAAAUCCCCCGACGUGGAAAUAUCUCUUCCGGUUCCGACCAUGAUUCACGAUUUCGCCAUUACUGAGAAUUUUGUCGUGAUCCCAGAUCAGCAGGUGGUUUUCAAGUUGGGAGAAAUGGUCAGAGGUGGGUCCCCUGUUGUCUUCGACGGUGAGAAGAAAUCCCGGUUUGGGAUUCUGUCCAAAACCGCAGAAGACGCGUCGGAAAUGAUCUGGGUCGAGUCGCCGGAAACUUUCUGCUUCCAUCUCUGGAACGCGUGGGAAGAGCCGGAGACAGACGAGGUCGUGGUGAUCGGGUCUUGCAUGACUCCACCGGAUUCGAUCUUCAACGAGUGCGACGAGAGCUUGAAGAGCGUUCUCUCCGAAAUAAGGAUUAACUUGAAGACGCGUGUCUCCACGCGCCGCCCUAUAAUCGCUAACGUUGACGAAGAAGUGAAUUUGGAAGCCGGAAUGGUGAAUCGGAAUAGGCUUGGGAGAAAAACCCGGUUUGCUUACCUCGCCAUUGCUGAGCCGUGGCCGAAGGUUUCUGGUUUCGCUAAGGUUGAUCUCUCUACCGGCGAUGUGAAAAAGUAUUACUACGGUGACCGGAAAUUCGGCGGCGAACCGUUUUUUUUGCCGAAUUCGGAAAGUAAUGAAGGAGAAGAAGAUGAGGGUUAUAUAAUGGCGUUUGUUCACAACGAAAGGAGUGGGAAAUCAGAGCUACAGAUUGUGAACGCCAUUGAUUUAAAGAUGGAAGCUUCAGUUAAACUCCCGUCGAGAGUUCCGUACGGAUUUCAUGGAACAUUUGUCGACGCAAAAAACUUGGCUCACCAAAAGUGAUGACGAGGGUGAAAAUGAAAAGUUUUUGGGUUUUGGGGUGAUUUUGGUAAAUAAGGAAAAAGUUGGGUAAAUUUUUAAAUUAAGGAGAAUUAUUUUACCAGAGGGAUGGUAGUAUGAGAAAAAGGGUCCCCGGGAAUUAUUCUCUUAAGAAUAUAUUUUAGAACAAAUUAAGAUUUUAUUAGUUUAAUUAAGUUGUGAUUAGAGAAACCAAACUUGUAGCUUUUUGGACAGUAAUUAAGCUCAGUUGGUUUCUGUUUAUAUUUCUGUAAUUUUAAAUAUAUGAAUAGAGAGAAUUAAUUUUCAUCUACAUAAA
This is a messenger RNA of Cannabis sativa, 2376 nucleotides long. Its product is annotated as 9-cis-epoxycarotenoid dioxygenase NCED2, chloroplastic. Gene Ontology annotation, biological process: carotene catabolic process. The record is from RefSeq and is a predicted model, not a curated record. The transcript has a single exon. NCBI's taxonomy places the organism in Eukaryota, Viridiplantae, Streptophyta, Magnoliopsida, Rosales, Cannabaceae. Gene Ontology annotation, cellular component: chloroplast stroma. Gene Ontology annotation, molecular function: carotenoid dioxygenase activity. Bases 288 to 2063 code for a protein of 591 amino acids.